UCCAUGCAAAACACGGGGUUUUCCGGAAAGGUAACCUGGCAACCUGAUAACCCCGCCUCUUUCGGUGACCAGUUCCGGGUUAUAGCGGAUCCAGUGAUCCAGCUGUGAGUAGCUCUCUCCCGCUGGAUGCUGGUGUGUGGACAGUUAAUGACAGCUCUUACAGUUUUUUAAACUCCGUGAUUAAAACUCUCACUGUUCUCUGCUCGUCUCAUUGAGCAGGUUUAUUAGCGACUCCGCUCGUUAGCCAGUUAGCUUAGCUCUGAGCUAGCCUCGCCUGCUUCGGAGAUGUUUUGGAGCAGUUGUGUGUCUAAUAAAGAAAUGAAGAGCUUUAACAUCCUUGUGAUCCUGGUGCUGGUUUUGACAGUAUUGGUUUGUGCAUCAGGUGAUUAUACGAUGGCCAAACUGAACCAGACCGCUACGCUCCUCUGUACUGGUUCAUGUCCUGGCUUAAUGGAAUGGACCCAGCCCCGUAACAAAGACAUGCCUGUGGCUCGGUGUAAUCAGACAGAAUGCAGGCCAGAGAAGGGAUAUGAAAUGUCUCAUGAGCAGUACCUGAAGGGGAAUCUGUCUCUCACCAUCACUGCAGUAGAUUACAGUAAGAGAACCUGGUACAAGUGUCGCUGUGAUGGCCGAGACGUCUGUGACGUGAACCUUCGGAUUGAGCCUCUUGAGCUUACCAGAAAGAUGAAGCCUGGAGAACCCCUCUUCCUGGAACUGCCCAUCACAGAGAACGUUAAGGUCACCUUUAACCAGAGCGGUGAUGAUGGCAGUCAGAGGUCUGUCCUAGUGUGUACAGCCGAUGGUCGUAAACUUCAGUGUGACUCGGAGUAUAAGAAUAGAGCGUCGCUGAAGUCGUCUCUGACCCUGACUGAAGUGAAGGAGUCUGACAGAGGAGUGUACACUGUGCAGGACACUGAAAAUGAAGAGGUCAUAGCUACAUACACUGUCACAGGGUCUAAACCAGAGCAGCCGGGUUCUGGAGCUGCGCUCGUGUCCCAGCCUCGCCCUCGAGGACGCCGCAGUGUCUCUGAGGAGAAGCCAUGUCCAGACUGUAAGCAGGACAGAGCCAUGCCAGCGUGGGGGAUUACACUGAUAGUGGUGCAGUUCUUGGUCAUAGCUGUGCUGAUAGUUUAUCUGGUGAAAAGAAAACCUCCACUCCAGAGAGAACCUGCAGUCAACAGACACACAGUGCCUCAAACGAACGGAAACACCACAUACAAUACACGAGAACAGAAAGUACAAAUACUCAAUGACUCCACAAACACUGGAACUUAGAGGCUGUAGUUUAUUUUGCUAGGUGAUGAAAAGAAUAACCAGCUGUGAGUGACAGAGAGAUGAAAACAGCCCUGAGAUUGCAAUAAAUAUCCAGCUACUAGUGACUAUAAACAGUAGAAAUAUUUUAGUAACUGUGUGACAGAACGCCCCCUAACACACUCCUCCACCUUCUCUUCUUCUCUUUCAGCUCAGUAGAGUAUAAAAGCUGAAUCUCAGAGCUGUUUAGAGAUGUUUAGUGAUGAACUGCAGACUCCUGAAACUCUGAAACUCCUUUCACUGACUGAAUGAGGAUCAGAUUAUUCCUGUUACAGUCCAGCUGCUGGCUCCAAGCUGAAUAUAGAAUUCACUUUAUUCAUUUAUUAGUGAUUUUAAAUCUCCUGAUAAGUAAAAGCUAAACGUUCCCCUACACUAUAAGCUAAACCUUCUCUUAAACUAACUCAGUUCACAUUUAAAUCUUAACCUAAACCCUUCCUCUCUCCCUUCUUCUCUCUCUCUCUCUCUCAUUUUCAUUUAUUAGCCUUUUCUUCUCUUCCAUUUACUACUAAAGUCUCCUCUUCACACUCAUCUAAUGUCAUUUAUCUUUCACUUUUAUCCCUUACUGCCUACCUCACUUUCGUCACUUUUUUCUGCCACUUGUGACGUGUGUGUGUGACGUGUGUGUGACGUGUGCGUGUGUGUGUUAUUUCUCCCUGAUCCAUCAUGCAUUACUCUUAAUCACAUGACUUCAUCAUGUCCGUGUUAGCAUUCUGCACUUUUCCUCUUACUGCCUUCAUGACUUGGCUCAUUACUGACACACACCUCUAACUCAGCUUUACUAACAUGGCAUUUUAAAGAGUAAAGAUUCUCCUCCGUUUCCUUUAAGUGCUGGAGGCGUGAUGUUUUUGGAUCGCCUGUCUGAGAUUCUCACUUCAGCUUAUAGGGGCAACCAUAAACAUGACGUUUCCUCAAGAGCAUUUCCUGAAGGAGUGUCUGAAGUCCUGCUGUAGUGAACACAAUAAUAAUAUUAAGGCCACAGUAACUACUACUACAUGACUACUAACUGUUUUUAAUUGUUUUUUCAAAGCCUCACGUUCAUGCUUUAUCUUAAACAGUCAUCAGGACUGGAACCUGGAAUCAGCUAGAAAGUCAUUAUUGAGAAGUCGUUAUACACGUCACUUCUCUUAGUGGCUCCGAGUCAAUGUGCUGCACCCUGGCAGCUAGCUGCAUGUAUAAGAUUAAAUAAAUCAGUAGAAUGAGCAGAUACCCUGAUGCAGCCUGGGUACGAUCAGAAACGUGUUUUAUUGAUUGGUAAAAGAAAAUCCAUACCAUAUCGUGAUCUCUCCAGAACAAGUGCUUGCAUGUUUGUAGGAUUUAUAUGGAAUGAUUAUAUUUUGGUACUGAGCCAAUCAGGGUCAAGGUCACAGCAAGGUCAAAUGUCUGAAAUGGUUUUUCUAAAGCUUUCUUCCUGUAUGCAGUAUUUUAAAGAAUUUUUUAGACUACACAUGAGUCAGAAGCAGGACUGGUCAGUGCUGGAAGCGUCUCAGUGCAUGCUGUUGAUGUUGAUGUUCUUCUAGUCUAGUUUCUAAUGACACCUGAUUUAAGGCUCUUGUUCAGGAUCAGGAUUGAAACUCCUCUGGUACUUCCUACACUGAUGCUGUGCACUGAAACACUCGGUCUUCCUCACAGCAUCUGUUUCUGUUCAGCAUCGUGAUUAAAACUCAGAGACUGAAACAGGUCAGCACCAGCUGUUAGACACGCCUGUCCAUUUCACAUCUCAGCUUAUGACCCUGGAGUACACGCUGGCGUUUAAACAGAGUCGCUCAGUGGUACUUAUAUUUACUGUACUUUAGUUUUGUCUUGUUUGUCAUAUUAUUGUUUUAUUUUUAUUCAAUGUACUGUACAUAGAACACAUUUAUACUGAAGAUGUGCCUUAUAAAACAUCAUGCAGUAUUAUGUAAUGUCUCUCUUUUGCUGAAAAGUGUUAAAAGGAAUAUUUAGGUAUGCUAAAUUUGAUAAAAUAAACUAUUUUUGCUUCUGAAAGUUUUACAGUGUGUUCAUCUCAGUUAUAAUUUCAGGUUGAUGGUGAAAGAUGUGAAGUUACUGAGUGAUUCAUGAAGCUUUAAAAUCAGCUGAAACGGAGAAAUCUGCUAGUCCUGGCUUCAUGAUCCACUCUCUGGGAGAGAACACACACUCACACGUCCACACACUCUCCCGUGAUUCUCUCACCUGUAUACGCUCCUCACCCGUCUAUUCACCUUUCAUUGAUUCAGUAUUACUGUUGCUGCCUUUCACACCGUCCUCUUUAUGGUUCUUGUUUAAAAACUCAGGAGAAACAGAAGUCAGAGUCAGAGACGUCCUGCACCCAGUGUUGUGUAUCUGCAAAACUCCCUAAAAACAUCAAAGUGCAUUGUGGGAAUUGUGCAUUGUGGGCAAGGCUACGGCGUUUGGACGCUAAUAUAUUGCAGUGCAUUGUGGGAUUGUAUGAGUUUACUGGGCAUCCUUCACUAGG
This is a messenger RNA of Pangasianodon hypophthalmus (striped catfish), 3763 nucleotides long. RefSeq lists its product as uncharacterized. The transcript is spliced from 6 exons. Lineage: Eukaryota; Metazoa; Chordata; Actinopteri; Siluriformes; Pangasiidae. The coding region runs from base 286 to 1275 and encodes 329 amino acids. The record is from RefSeq and is a predicted model, not a curated record.